AGGAGGAAACGACGUGACCUCUGCACGUUUGCUGUAGGUGUGUGUUGGAGUAAACCAAUAACUCGGUAGCUGAUGUUCGCUAGUGGAACACUAGUUUCUCUGUUGAAUGGAAGAGUUUCUCAGAAGGCUUUCGUGUGAUAUUUAGUGUUUAUUGCACGACUGUUUUGUGUUUACGUGGAGGUUUGUUUGUGUGAGUUGUCUGGGUUUCCAUCGAUUUUGUGUACCGCGUGUCCUACGCUGGGUAGCCGGGAGCCGGGAGCCUGGAGCCUGUCUCAGGGGUCUCGGGUACACGGUGACGGACACGCUGGACGGGGUACCGAUCCAUCGCGGGGCGCGCAUUCACUCACCAAUCAGCCUACAGCGCAUGUCUUUGGACUGGGGAAUGAAACCGGAGUACCUGGAGGGAACCCCUGAAGCACGGGGAGAACACGCAAACUCCAUGCACUCAGGGCAGGGACGGGAUUCGAACCCCAACCCUGGAGGUGUGAGGCAAACGUGCUAACCGCUAAGCUCCUCUUGCUUCAUUUGUGUGUCUUGAUUUGUUUAGCAAUUGUGAGAUGAAUGAGUGGUGCAUUCAUAUGUUUCUUUAGUGUGUGUGUGUGUGUGUGUGUGUGUGUGUGUGUGAGAGAGAGAGAGAGAGAAAGAGAGCCAUUCUGAGGAUUUCUUAUCUUUACAGUACAGCUUGUUUGUGCCUCCCAGCCAGGCCGCUAUCUGUAUUAACACACUCCUGUCACUAAAGUGAAAAACUCGCCCUGCUCUCGAGUCAGGAACUGUUCAACACCAUCCACGAUUGUGUGUGGCCAGAUCAGGACCAUCUCUCGUGUCAAAAGAGACAAUUUUCUCCAGUUUUCUCCGUUUAUUCGAAUCAUGCAGCAGCUGCCUCUGCUGAAGUCCGGGGACAAAAUGGAGGAUUUUGGUGAACAACGUAGGGAACUUCCUACUACACAAGCUGAACGAUGGACAUCAUGGAGCGACAGGGCGGACCUUCCUGUACUGACUCAGCCCGGUCUCGGAGUAACGACCACGACGGUGACCACUCUCACACAGACGGGCGGAGACUGGAGUACGGGUCUGUUUGAUGUGUGUGACGACGUCAGCACCUGUAUAGCGGGUGUGUUUAUGCCGUGUUGUCUGGAUGUGAUUUUGGCUCAUCAGUAUGGAGUGUGUCUGCCUCUGCUACCUGCCUCCACUCUGGCGAUGCGGGUCGCCUUCAGAGAACGUUUCAAAAUCAGGGGCAGUGUGUGUGAGGACUGGGUGACGGUUUUCUGCUGCUAUCCUCUCGCUGUGUGUCAGAUGAUGCGGGAGAUGAAGAGGAGACUGAAGAGACAGAUGUACACUGUUACCACUACACUAGAGUGCUCCUGAGAGACUGUGUGUGAGUGUGUGUGUGUGUGUGUGUGUGUGUGUGUGUGCGCAUGUGUGUUAAACCUGACACACUCAAUUACCAGUUUUUGGAAAAUUAAUUGCAUUCAAUUCAAUAUAAUUUUAUUCCUUUAGCUCUUUUAAGACUAGACAAUGUCCCAAAGCAGCUGUGCAGGAAUCCAGAUGUAGAUUUAGAUCCAUGAUGAAGAAGCGAAAGGAAACAGAUGUGAAGGAAAACUCCCUGAGGCGACAAGAGGAAGAAACCGGAAUGAAGACGGAAGCCGUCCUCUCCUGAGUGAUCUCUCUGGAUUAUCGGUGUGAUUAUUAUAAAGACGGUAUCCAGGUGUAGAUGUGAGAAUAAGAACAAACAGAACUGAGUGUGUGUACACGACUAUAAGUGUGCGGUUUAGAUGUGAAUAAGAGUGUGUAUGAUCACAUUCAGAUCGUUCAGCACCGGUGCACGAGUCCACGAGCUCGGUCCGCGUUUCCUGACGUUUCCACCACAUUAUUCCCCGUUUCUGAAUCCUUUUGAAGAUGGACGUGUGUGAAGCGUGUACGAGAGAAAGACACGGAUUCAGCACGCUGUAUUUCUCCCUCGGAGCGUGGCUCCGUGAGGAGGGAGUGUGUGAUGUAGACGAGCUCAGGAAUAAAUGGUUUAAUGACUGAAAUCAAAUUCUUGUUUUACGAAACAGUUCAGUUUGAAAUGUGUCAGAGUUGGCAAACGAGUCGUUUAAGGAAUUAUAAAAUAUGACCUUUCGUUUUUGAGAAAUCGUGCGAUCGAUAUGUUUUAUCUUUAGUGUACACGUCUGAUUAUAAUAUAUUAUAAAUGCAUCAUUUAAUCAAAAGGUGAGCGGUUACUCAGUAGUUCAGUGUUCACGAGAUGAAAGCAGGAUUUAAUUUGAAUCGUUUUCCACAAUUUGAAUGAGUUCACAGUUUUGCGAGCACUGCUCUCUCUCGCUCUCUUUUUUUUGCUUAUUUUUUUCCUCUCUAUUUUUUUGCUUUUUUUUUGCUCUCUCUCGCUCUUUUCUUGCUCUCUCUCGCUCUCUUUUUGCUCUCUCUCGCUCUUUUCUUGCUCUCUCUCGCUCUCUUUUUGCUCUCUCUCGCUCUCUUUUUGCUCUCUCUCGCUCUUUUCUUGCUCUCUCUCGCUCUUUUCUUGCUCUCUCUCGCUCUCUUUUUGCUCUCUCUCGCUCUUUUCUUGCUCUCUCUCGCUCUCUUUUUUGUGCUUAUUUUUUUCCUCUCCAUUUUUUUUGCUUCUUUUUUGCUCUCUCUCGCUCUCUUUCUUUGCUGCUGAAUCUAGUCAGAGAGGAAACUACAGAGGAAACUUCCUAGUCCGAGGAAACUACAAACUCAUUUGUCCAGCAUGCACUCUGCUGGAUUCCUGUGUUCUGAAGCACAAACUCUAGAAGCUGCAUGUAGUGGUGCAGUCCUGACCUUGUUUUCUCCCUCGACAUCUUCAUGUGUAGAGGAGUUGGUGGUUUGUUAGUUUUUUUCUAUCAUGUGUUUUGUAGCCAGAAUUUUUUGGACGGGGUUACCAGAUCAGACCUUAUUGUGGUAGCGAUCAAAGGGCGGGGCAAAAUACUAAUCCACAUCCAUAGAAAAAUGACUUAUUUUAGCGCCCCCUAUCCGUGUAUGGUCUGAGUGCGAUUGGACAUAAAACACACACAUUGUACACAUCUAAUCAGAAUUUAUUUGCCAUCUAGUGAGCUGCCAAAACACAACGCCAGUAAUCUUAUCCGGUGCUACGAAUACAAUAACAUUAGCUAACGGCAAACUGAUAAAAUCUAGAUAAUCGUUAACGGUUAGCUAAAUUUGCUUGUAUGUACAAAAUGACUAUAUGAACUGUCACAUUUUUCAAUAAUAAUAAUAAGAAGAAGAAGCAGAAGAAGAAGAAGAGAAAGAAGUAAAUAAUAUGUCUGCCUCAUGAGGGUAAAAGUUUGAAUAGCUCUGCUCUAUUUCCUGUCACAGAAACACGGUUCGGAAUCUA
Molecule: messenger RNA, 3346 nt
Organism: Ictalurus punctatus (channel catfish)
Lineage: Eukaryota; Metazoa; Chordata; Actinopteri; Siluriformes; Ictaluridae
Gene: plac8l1
Product: PLAC8 like 1
Source: RefSeq, a predicted model, not a curated record